Molecule: messenger RNA, 5311 nt
Organism: Triplophysa rosa
Lineage: Eukaryota; Metazoa; Chordata; Actinopteri; Cypriniformes; Nemacheilidae
Gene: mrtfbb
Product: myocardin related transcription factor Bb
Exons: 17
Coding region: 249-3101 (950 amino acids)
Biological process (GO): smooth muscle cell differentiation
Source: RefSeq, a predicted model, not a curated record
AACACAAUAAAGAGCGGCCAUCUUUACACAACAACUGCAAUGUCCUGUCGGAAUUUCAUUUCAUUCUGUAUGUGUCAUUCGUGUGAACACGUUUAGUUCGGAAGCCAAAAAUAGCGAGACACCAUGACCUAGUGAUAUUCAACAGGACCCUGACCCACUGCUCCUCUGACAGACCGAGUUCCCCGCCAGUCGCCUGUACCGCCGUGGUAGUUUCCAGGGACAGACCUUCGCCUCUUCCCCGAAGAGACAUGGAGCCCCGGGAGAGUCUGGGAGUGGAGGGGGAUUCGGGCGUCCUGGUGCCGAGCCCACGGAGUGAUGCGGUGACCCAUGACAUGAAGGAGCUAUCCCUCCAGCCCACUCAGAGCCUUCCACCCCUUAAAGAGCGCAAGAACGUGUUGCAGUUAAGACUACAGCAGAGGCGCACACGCGAGCAGCUCAUAGACCAAGGCAUCAUGCCACCAUUGAAGACUCCGGCAGUUUUUCACGAGCAGGUCAGAAGUCUGGAGAGGGCACGGACUGAGAAUUUCCUGAAGCAUAAAAUUCGUAGCAGACCUGAUCGAGCCGAACUUGUCCGUAUGCACAUUCUACAAGAAACCCUGGCUGAGCCGUCUUUACAUGCCACUCAGAUGAAACUGAAGCGGGCUCGUCUGGCUGAUGACCUCAAUGAGAAGAUCGCACAGAGGCCUGGACCAAUGGAACUGGUGGAGAAGAACAUCCUGCCUGUCGACUCCACCGUUAAUGAAGUUAUCAUGGACGAGAAUUGCCCAAUGGAUGUUUAUAAAUUUGAAGAAGACAGUAGUGAUGCUCUUUCUCCAGAGCAGCCGGCUAGUCAUGAGUCUCAAUUUUCUGCAUCAUCCCCUAUAGAAGGCUGUUUGUCUGAUGUUUCCUCUGUAUCACCUCCAGCCUGCUCCAGCGUGCAGUUUUGUCCACCUACGAACCAGUGCACAGACUUCCUCAGCCGAACAUCAGAUGAUCAAACAAACAGUCGUGAAGUGACGGCCGCUCAGCCAGUCGCUUCUGCUGCCCCCACUAAACCCGGACCCACCCUUGUAAAGCAAAGCCAACCCAAACAGGCCAACGACAAGAGCCGCAGCAAGAAGAGUAAAGAACCCAAACCGAGGGUUAGGAAGCUGAAAUAUCACCAGUACAUCCCACCAGACCAGAAGCAAGAACACAGUGAAGCCCUCAUGGACUCGGCGUACGCCAGACUUCUUCAACAACAGCAGCAGUUUCUGCAGCUCCAGAUCCUCAGCCAACAGCAACAGCACUACAAUUACCAGGCAAUAUUGCCGGCGCCCCUCAAGCCAGCGGGUGAGAGUCAGAACAGCUGCCCUAAUGUAGCCCUGAGCAGCAGCUCAAGUCUGCCCGCUUCUAUUGUGGUGUCUUUGGCAAACGCAACCCCUUCACAUCCCAACAAUAAUGCGACCUGUCGGAAACCGGGGUCCCUGCCUGCCAACCUAGAUGAGAUGAAGGUGGCCGAGCUUAGGAUGGAGUUGAAACAGCGUGGACGACCCGUGUCUGGCACUAAAACAGACCUUAUAGAAAGACUCAAAGCCCACCAAGAGACCUCUCAACCCACUACAGCCGUAGACACUAACGUCUCCAAAAGUGCACUGCAACCUGACAACAUGAGCACAACUCCCCCCGUGUCACCCGAACGAUUGGAAGCAUCUAGCAACACUAUGGAGGAAAAUAAGGAAAGCCUGACUAAAGCACUCGGCACCUCACCCCUCAAAUCUGAAGGUGUGAUCAAAGGGAACAAAGUGUCAGAGAAAGACCAGCGCCUCCACGAAAAGGAGCGUCAGAUUGAGGAGCUCAUGCGGAAGCUGGAGCAGGAGCAGCGUCUGGUGGAGGAGCUCAAGAUGCAGCUGGAGGUUGAGAAGAGGGGUCAGCAGGGCGGCGGACAACAACCCGAACCUGAAUCGCCGGUCCACGUCAAAGAGGAAAACAGUGCCGCCUCCAGUUGCAACUUUAAGCACAGUCCCAUGCGACAAACUGUAGGGGUGAAACAGGAAGAGUCUCAAGUUCAGAUGCACCACACCCCAGUCCAACAGUUUUACAUCAACACCCAGCAAGUCCCUCAGGUGCUGCGUCAGCAAACACAGGCCCUGAUCAACACUCGGACUGCUGCACAGAUCCUGCUGCCCAUAUCACUGCCCAGUAACUGCAUCACCACACAGGCGCAGACCAUUCUCCAGUCAGCAAUGACUCAAAGCCUCCUACAAACUCCACUUCUGCAAACACAGAUGUCUGACAGUACCCUUCUACAACAACACUCAAACCAGGCGCAGUCUUCACCUCAAACAGUUCCUCUGUGUGGAAGCUCUACCUCUGGAUUUGAGUACAGGCAGAAUCACAACCAGUCCAUGGUGGAAAUGCCCCAGUGCUUCCUGAGCACUUCACCCAGAGUCUCGCCCAGACACACGAUCCCAAAUGGACCCGUUAACAAACCCCCCUCACCCUGUCAGCUCAAUAAUAUCCUCCAGCCAUCAUUCCCCAAUCGUCACAGCCCAAAGAGUAAAGACCCGCCCCGCUAUGAGGAGGCCGUCAAACAGACCCGCGGCCUACAAGUCACAAUGCAGGUUCCCACUGCUACAAGUCAGCACAUGGAUGAUUUGUUUGACAUUUUGAUCGAGAGUGGAGAAAUAUCUCCUCUGACCAGGCAGGAUCCAUCUCUGGACAGACUCCUCCCAGUGAUAGCCAACGUCACCACCUUGCCCAUCAACACGGUGCUGUCACGCCCUCCGCCACAGAUACACAUGGCCCGCCCGCCCAACCAACCCCAAGUGCCUCCACCCCGCCUGGUGGCCCUGGCUUCAGAUAACCAGCUGGAGGCCCUGCUGGGGGAAGCCGAACCACGGACCCUGCGACUGAUGGAGGAGCUGAAAAAUCAGCUGCUGGAUCAUCCAAACUCCCCAAUGGACACCUCAGAUCUGACCUUCACUGACACGCCAACCUCCGCCCUGCAUCUGCAGGACACCGGCCUCGACAACAUGGAGUGGUUAGACCUGACCCUGCCUGGAACUGCUGGAAUCUCCUCUCCUACUGUGUUUUCUUCGGAUUUUCUGGACUCGUCCGAUCUACAGUUACAUUGGGAUUGAGGAUGAUGCAAGGAAAGGAGAUUGCUGUGACUACGGAGAAUCUGAGAGGAUUUGUUAGCCGUGAGGCGACCAUUUGUGGUGGUCAUGAGUGACGUACAGUUCCAAGAUUUUGAGAACUGAUUCUGGUAAUUUAGAUGUUCAGAUUUUGCUGAGCUUUUCGGAUGUGAAGGAUCUGGUGUCGUUCGGUGUGUGACUUCCAUUCAAAUGUAUAGAGACCACUGUCGGCUUUACUCAUCUGUGCCUAUAAAUGCAGAUGUGUGUGUGGUAGUAAGUAGUUACAUCUCUAUCAAGACAAAGAAAUGUCAUUUUCACCUACAUGCGCAGUCAUUUUGACCUUCUGCUUGUCAUAUUCUGAAGCAGUAAAACAUGAACUGCGUUGUAUAGAAUGUAUGUUUAGAAUUCUGCUCUUUAUAAUUUUAGAUUUAUUAUAGACUCAUCACACAUUUUUAGGAAAGCGAGACACACACAAUUGUUUAUUUUUUUACAUUUACCUAGCUCAGUAACUAGUUUUAGAUUUUAACACUGUUUGAAGUUUUCAAAUGUCAGACAUUUGUGAGGGAAAUAUGGUGCCAUGGUAAUUGUUACGUUUCGUAUGUAAUCUUUACUGAAGGAACCUGUCUAGCGGCUCAUUUAGAUUUGGUCAAAAAGCAAUUCCCUUUUCCAUUGGGGUAUUUUGGCAGCUAAAUAACAUGCAGGACAAAGAGGUGAUCUUUAGAAACAUAUCGUCCUCAAUUUGUAAAACAUUCAAAUUCAUCCUCGUCAGAUGACUGGCGUGUGGAGUUUGUUUACCAAACCCAUCGUGGGGCCAAACACAAAGCAAAUGAGAGGGAGAGGCACAAACUCUAAGACCUGUGUAAACGCUAGAGGGGCCAUCAUUAUCCCGAACAAGAGAGACGGGGUUAAACUUAAAGGGACAGUUCACCCAAAAUUCUGUUUUUGUUUACUCACCCUCAAGUUGUUCCAAAUCUGUAUACUUUUCUUUGUUCUGAUGAACACAGAGAAUGUUUGUAGCCAAACAGUUCUUGGCCACCAUUGACUACCAUAGCAGGAAAAGUUGCUUUAUAAAUUUCUUUGUUCCGUUGCACACAAAAGAAGAUAUUUUGAAGAAUGUAGGAAAUAAAUACAUUUUAAAAAAUUUGGAAUAACUCAAGGGUGAGUAAUUGAUGACAGAAUUUGUAUUUUUGGGUGAACUGUCCCUUUAACCAGAAUGACGUCAGUUCAGUUUGAUUGAUCAGACCAUAGAUAUCAGACUCUGGUGGUGUGACUUGUGUAUAAUAGUCCACAUUUGCUGUCAUAGUAGCCUAUAUAAACUCUUCAAGCCGAAAGUUAGAUUCAUUUAUAACCACUGAAAUAGCUACAGGUUAAAUUUUUCCCGAACGUACUUUAAUCACUAACCUCAGCUCCGUUUAUUUGUAAGAUUGAAAUGAGUUUUCAGUCAGAUUGUCGGUUUAGUUUGUUUUCUAUAAAAUGUGAAGAUGCAGCGCCACCCGCUGGAAGAUGUAAAAACAGACAGCUGAGUGAAUUUCUUUACAGCACUCUUUCAAGAUGUAACAUUUUAUUCAUGAAUUUGUUUUCUGCAGUGUUUGGCAGAUUUAAUCGCAGCCUGUUCUGUAAAAAACAUGCCAUAAACUAGUGCACUUACUUGACUUUGGAUGGAACAUUAACUCUUUGACUAUUAGUUCCUUAUCCAAACACAACGUCAAAACGAAAGAAUGUAUUUCUAUAUUUAGAAAUGUAAUUUCUGAAGGGAUAUUUGACCUUUGUCUCUACCAGAGAUCCAAAGCUCCUGAUUAUGUAAACAGACCAUUCACUGCAUUUGUGCAGUGCUCACGUGUAUUUGAAUUGCAUGAAUAUAUUUUUUCAGUGUGAGGGGAGGAGACCUGUAUCUGUAUUCAUAGGUUAUGUUGACAAAAUGUAUGAAUUUAUAAAGAGGUGUGUAACUUUUCCAACAUUUUCUGCAAAUGAAUUAUCUGUAAUGCAGAACAAGUCUUUUGAAGACUAUCAAGAAACAUUUUGAAAGAAAACAUUUGAAAUCUUACUGAACUUUUGGAGAGUGAUUGAAUGCCUCAUAUUUGCACAGUGUAUAUAUAGUUUUACAUUAUACAUUUUAUACAAACAUAUUUGUGCAACUGUAAAUAAUGUUUUGCGGUUGUCUUUGUACAUAUCUUUAUUGUAUAUACAGCCUUUUAUCAUUAAAAUGGUUCUGUAUU